Oxyura jamaicensis (ruddy duck) is the source of this 3272-nucleotide messenger RNA. RefSeq names its product leucine rich repeat containing 31 (gene LRRC31). Bases 1489 to 3237 code for a protein of 582 amino acids. NCBI's taxonomy places the organism in Eukaryota, Metazoa, Chordata, Aves, Anseriformes, Anatidae. The transcript is spliced from 10 exons. Gene Ontology annotation, molecular function: protein binding. The record is from RefSeq and is a predicted model, not a curated record.
AAGGAUUUCCCUGGUCCCAGGGACCAGAGCUUAUCAGAUAUUCCCCUGCCAGCUUCCCAUCAAACGCCGCAGGCCAGUGGAGCCUGGCACACGGGCACAAACAGGGGUUGCCUUGCCUCCGUCUCAUCCCUGGCCGUUCCUUUGUCAAGCACAGCGUGGAAAGUGGAAAGAGAACAGCCAACACUACAGCCGACUUGGAGAUCCUUCCUGGCUGGGAAUGGAAGUGUGCCCCCCGCUCCUGCAGGAAAAGACUGCCCAUCGCAGUGUUUUGUGCAUCUUUUCCUACCGUAAUCGUUUCCCCAUGUAGUACUUCUCACGGGCAGGAGGAUUUUCCUGCUGUGCACUUUAAGUUUCUCCUCUUUAAAUCUUAUCCUGCUGGCUCCUGGCAGCACCCAUGCCUCGUUCAGCUGGGUCUGAAUCAUUCCUACGUUGACACAUUGAGUCAAGUCGUCCUCAGGCUGCUUUCCCGAACCGUUGGGUUUAUUGACCAGAGUUAUCACUCCCCACCAAAGCACUCCACUUUGCAUAUGUCUCCGGUGUGUACACGGCAGAGGAAGGCCCAAGGCAUUGAAGGAAGUGUAAGUGGUGUCGGAACAGGUGGAGACCCGGGAGAGCAGGAAAUGGAGAGUCUGCCCCGUAAGGGGAGACGAGAAGUAUUUGGGUGGCUUAGGCUACAUAAGUGAAGACACCGUAGGUUAGAAAAAAUCACCGAAGCCAAACAGACUCAGGGUAAGCGACCACGAGCAUGUUUAAGCUAGAAAACAUAACACUUACUGUUACAGAACUCAGAUUCUAGGGUAGAUGGACAAAAAUGGUAUAGUGCAGUUUAUCUAUAUGACGUGUUGCACGAUUACCCCAUAAAGCCGUGUCAUGCUGCUGCCUACAAGCAGCCUGCACGGGACAGCACAGCAGGACCUCUCCCCCCGUCUCAUUGCCCUGCAGUGCCAGGAGCGAGCUGUCUGGGUGCCUUUCUCCUACAGAGCUGUGCAACGCCCGGUGGCACGGCACGCAGCCCUUCUGACCGGUAUGGACAAAAGGGGUGGGAAAACAAAGAGCUUUUCUUCAGGUGCACUGCAACCUGAUCGGUGAGGUGGCUCGGCCCCUUCCAGCAGCAGCUGUCAGGGCCAGGCAGUGGUUGGGGUGCAGCAUCGAGGGCUGUGCUGCCGCUUCCUGGCUUCUCCCCCGUCGGUGGCCCGAGCUGGGACAUGGUCCGGGCGUUCAGGUGGCUUCUCGGCUGUCCCCCCAGCAAGGAGAGGCCGGCUGAUUUCUUCAGAAGGUCGUGAAGGGGAACAGAGGCAGCAGGAAGGAGCCCGCAGACCUGUCAUGCACAACUGCUGCUACCAGGCUGGUGAAGACAGAAACUCUUGAAAGAAAAGUAUGUGGAAAGUCCUGUUAGGGAACGGAGCGAGGUUCUGUUUGCAUGUCAUGGCUCUCUUCUGCAAGCCCUGAGAGUGCUGCAAGAGGUGAAACAAAUCCUCAGGUGUACCAAUGGAAAAAACAGGAGACACUCAGGGCUGCCAGACCAAGAAUAAAGAGGACAUCCCAAAGAGUUCCCCAUUUGACUUUGUUAUAAAACAGUUCCAAGGGAAGAGAUCCUCUUCUGGGAAAAGGAAAGAGCAGCCUUCAGCCAUCAAAAAAUUCUUCAGUGGCUUUGACUUUGGGAAAUCUGAAGGCAAGGACGGAGGGGAAACUGAAGAAACAGAAAAAAACAACUGCAGUGCUGAUGAUCAGAGUGAGAAGCAAGAUCUCUCUUUAAACGAUGGCCCUUCACAUCCCGUUUCUGAAGCGGAGUCACCAUCUGGUGAGCAGAGAUUUAACCAGUUCAUGCAGAAACUGGGAAAGGAACCCAACAGCAAGAAUCUGGAUCUAAACAAUUGUGCAUUAAGUGCAGCAGAUGUAACAGAGCUGGCUUCUUUACUGCCAUUUCUCCCAGAGCUGGAGGAGAUCAGCCUGUCCUGGAAUGGUUGCGUUGGAGGGGCCCUGAAAGCCCUCACUGUGCAGCUCCAUCAUGUGAACCUGUUACGAGUCCUUCGACUUAACAACUGCAGGCUGACAGCUGAGGAUGUCACCUCCUUAGGAGAGGCAUUUGGAAUUGUUCCUCAGCUUGAAGAACUGGAUUUAUCAUGGAACAGUAAUAUAGGUGGAAAACUAUCACUCCUGACAAAAAAACUCCCAAAAGGAUGCAAGAUAAAACUUCUGAAAAUUACAGAUUGUAACCUGACAGCAAAGGAUGGAGAAUCCCUUGCUGAAAUACUAAACGUGAUCCCAAACCUUGAAGUAUUAGAUCUCUCCAUCAACAAACACAUUGGCUGCAGCAUGAAGGUCAUUGCUCAGGAUCUGAAAAAUGUGCCAGGCCUCAAAGAGUUAAACUUGCACAUGUGUGGAUUAAAGCAAGACAGCCUCCAGGGCUUAGAUGCUGCCUUACAGCACCUUGCAGAGCUAAGGAAAUUAGACAUAUCAUGUAACAAAGAGAUCGGUGGUAGCUUCAAAGAUGCAGCAGCUCAUUUGGCCAACUUGAAAAAUCUUGAAGUCCUUGAUCUCCACCAGUGCUGUGUAACAGAAGAAGAUGUAAAUGUUUUGUCCCAGGUGAUACCUUUACUCUCCAGUCUUCAAGAGCUGAAUUUAUCUUCUAAUAAAAAUGUAGGAGUCUCAUCUGCUCCUCUUCUUGGCAGACUCAGAUUUUUACCAAAGUUGAAAUCUGUGGCCAUCAGCAAUUGUGGUUUAGGUGAAGAGUCCUUUUCAUCACUAGCUGAGGCUGCCCUUCACCUUCCUGAACUGGAGAUAUUAGACCUUUCUUGGAAUAAGUGCGUUGGUGGCAACCUAAAGCUGCUUUUGGGAGCACUAAAGCUUGCAAGAGAGAUUCAAGUGUUAAGACUGAGCAGCUGUAACUUGGUGGCGGAAGAUUUGGCACUUCUAACGUUGCUGACGCAGGAUGGCCAUCUCGCCAGACUACGGAAGCUGGAUCUGAGUUAUAAUAACAGCAUCUCUGACGAAGGGUGGAUGGUUUUCUGUCACGGCUUAGCAGCAUUCAAAGAACUCUCAGAGCUGGAUGUCAGCCUUCGCCCUUCGUCCUGCCGUGACUGUGGGACAUGGUUCGGUGAGCUGCUAGCAGCACUGACAAAGCUGCCUGCACUGGCAGAGCUGGGGAUGCAAAGAUGGGUCCUUUCAGAAUCACAGCGGCAACAAUUGGAAAGCUUUAAUCAAGACAACAAGAGAAACAUUCGUUUUGACUGCUGAUGGAGGUUGAAGGUUUCUGGAAAGCCAUUCACAAG